Molecule: messenger RNA, 2469 nt
Organism: Lycium ferocissimum
Lineage: Eukaryota; Viridiplantae; Streptophyta; Magnoliopsida; Solanales; Solanaceae
Product: transcription factor SRM1
Exons: 2
Coding region: 82-708 (208 amino acids)
Molecular function (GO): DNA binding
Source: RefSeq, a predicted model, not a curated record
AAAUACCUCCUUAAAUUCCUCACCAUAAACCCUCUCUUUCAUUAAUUCCAAAAAAACAAACAAACAACCGAACAAAGUACGAUGAUGUAUGCGACAAACAACAACAAUCGGUGGAUGAUAAAUUCAAACUCAACAUGGACAAGAUUUGAAGACAAAUUAUUCGAACAAGCACUAGUUAUGUACGGUGAAAACGAUGUUGAACGUUGGCAUAAAAUAGCUAAUCAAGUACCUGGUAAAUCAGCUGAAGAUGUUAUUGCUCAUUAUGAGGCACUUGUACAUGAUGUUUUUGAAAUUGAUUCUGGUAGAGUUGAACCACCUACUUAUCCUGAUGAUUCUUUUGAUUGGGAAUCAUCUGAUAAUAAUACUAAAUCCAGUCAGAUCUCUUUUGGUUCCAAUAAAAAACAUGAAGUUGAGAGGAAAAAAGGUACCCCUUGGACUGAAGAAGAACACAGGUUAUUCCUUAUUGGGCUGGACAAAUACGGGAAGGGUGACUGGAGAAGCAUUUCAAGGAAUGUUGUGGUGACGCGGACUCCAACACAGGUGGCCAGUCAUGCUCAAAAAUACUACCUUAGACAGCAGUCAAUGAAGAAAGAACGGAAAAGGUCGAGCAUACAUGACAUUACCACCGCAGUGGAUACGAACAUGGUUCCUCCUCAAAACAGUCUUCAGAAUCAAGGAGGGUAUCAGAAUUUCAACUUCCACAUGUAGACAUGAAGAGUAGGAAUAUCUGUAAAUAGUAUGGUCAUUUGGAGUAGAUGUUCCAAUUUGUAAAGUUUAUUGUUUCUAGUUGAUAGUUGAUUUAGGGGAUUUCCUAGUGAAUAGAAGCUUAGUCGAUAGUUUAAGUUACUGCUAUGAGCUAAAUGGGUGUACUUAAUGGAUGGCAUAUUUUAACAACACAUGGAGGUUUACAUGUAAAUAAACAUAGUUAAGGGAAACCACUGGCAUUUUGGUUCCAAACAAGUGAUGUUAAGUUUGUGCCUUAUAUCUUGAUUUGGUCAGUGAUAAAGAGUCUUAAAGGUGCAAUUAUGUUAUUUAUCCUUUUUCUGCUAGGAUAUUGCACAAAGCGGGGAAAUUGUUCCAGAUGCAGUGAUUUUAUGACUUAGUAAUUAUCAGAAACAUCUGGUGUUAUUUUUCUCUUGGUGGCAGAAUAGAGACUUUUGGCAGAAAGUUUGUGCUGUAUGCUGCUAGAUUUGUUGCUUGGCCAUCCUCAUUUUUUUACGAAUGAGAUCUAAUCUUGAUUUAGUGCUCCAAAUUUGUUUUCUUAAAGAUGCAGCUGGUUGUUUCAUGUUUUUUUUUUUUUUCCUAAACUUUCCUUUUGACAUUUGAGUUUACUUUUUUCCACUUGUGUUUGGUGUGGCCUUGUUGUUCUGGAGGAAGCUAUCAACCAAGCUUUGAACUUGAUGAUCCAAAGGCCAUCGUCGCUCACAGAACGAACAGUGAGUUACCUUGCACCAUUUAACUGGCACUAUCUAUAGGUAGUUCUGUAUUUGCUUUGUAGAUUCGUGUAAAUUAGUAUUGUUUUGUAUUAUUCAUGAAACAUACAGUAAUUGUUACUAAAUCAAGUAUAUCUGUUCUACGCUGACGUUUUGAACAUAUAGAAUACAUCCCCUUUUGCUCAUCAGUAUACCAAACCAGUGCCCAUUGUAGUGGUUGGUGAUGUCUUUUAUUUCUCAUCAAGUUGAUAGUGCCUUUGUAGGUUUGAGGAGUAACUUUGAGUUUAUUAUUUGACAACUGUGCAGCACUGUACUGAGUACUCAUGCAAAAAAAAUAUUGAAGUAUGAACAACCAAAAAAUGUGGAUCAUAAAAAAUGGAGAGCACAUGAAUAGAGUGUUCCAUUAUUUCAUUACCAAUUUGAAUUCAUCAAUUUCAGGACCAGAAACUGUACUUUCGAUAUGCAUGCUUUUGUUAUUUGCAGCAAGCAUGCACUGCUCUUUCAGUAGAUCAAUAAAAUAUCAUUACCUAACAAUUGAGUUGAUAUUCUAUAUCUUUGUCUGUCCCAUAGUUUAACACCAUUUCCUUGAUCUCUAUGUUGUCCAGUGUUCGCAAACUAAUGACCUCUUCAAGGUGAACAUUAUAAUGCAUUUUUAUGCUUUACUCAAGAGUUACCGCAACUUUAAUCACAUAGAUGGGUUGUUUUCACUCCUUUUUUUGUUUCCCACUUGUGUCAGGUACCCAUGUUGGGGUCCGACUAAUCCGGAUUCAUGCUAGAUUUUAGUGAUAAUAGAUGGUCAGUAAGUUAUGUCUACAACUCCACCCAUAACAUUUUGGAGUGUGGCAAUUGCUGCUGAUGCUAGUGAAAGCAUGAGUGUUAUGUUUUUUGCUUUUAAAAUUGGUUCGUCAAACCUGAAACACUGGUAGGAAAUGGAAAGACUUUGACUGGCACAAAGGGUCUUUUAGAGACACAUCUAUGUAAAUUGUUUUGACUUAGUGGAUUUAACAUGUUAUAUAUCUGUCCGUUUAUUGCCUGA